Messenger RNA from Acanthosepion pharaonis, 1296 nucleotides. NCBI's taxonomy places the organism in Eukaryota, Metazoa, Mollusca, Cephalopoda, Sepiida, Sepiidae. The record is from the annotation of a GenBank genome assembly.
AUGAUCUUUAUACUGUUCAUUAUUGUAUUGCCUGCUGGCACACUUUCUAUUUUUUAUAUUUUCUUUCUGCUUUUCAAACCUUUUUUUCCUCUUUUCAUACAUUUCUUUCUUCAUUUUCUUUCUAGCUAUCAAACCUUUCUUCUCUUUUUUUCUAUUUUUCAUUUUUUUCUUUAUAUCUUUCAAAUCUUUCUUUUUUUUAUCUUUCUUUCUAUUUUCUUUAUUUUUAUUUCUAGGCUUUCAUACUUUUCUUUAUUUUUCUUUAUUUUUCUAUUUUUCUCUAUUUUUUCUACCUUUCAAAUCUUUCUUUUCCUUUCUUUUUUAUUUUCUUCAUUUUUCUUUCUAUCUUUCAUUUUUUUUUUUUCUUUAAUUCUUUUUUCUAUUUCUCUUUUUAUCUUUCAAAUCUUUCUUUCAUUUUUUUCUUUGUUACUAUUUUCAUUUUAUUUUCUACCUUUCAAAUAUUUCUUAAUAUUUCUUUCUUUUUACGAUUUUUUUCAUUUUUCUUCUAAUUUGCCUUUCAAAUCUUUCUUCUUUUUUUUUUCCCUCGAUCUCUUUUCUCUUUUCUUUUUAUUAAUUUCUCUUUUGUUCUUUCUUUCUUUCUUUCUUUUUUCACUUUUCUUUAUUAUUUUUUUCACAAUCCAGCAACCAACUUUACUUUUCUUGUCACUUUCCGGAAAGACGAGAUUGAGACCAUGUCCGAAAUCAUGGACAAAUGAUGAAUGUGGACAUUUGGUCUUUCUUCAUGUUGACAUCUUUCUUUCUUUCUUUCUUUUUUUCUUCUUCUUCUUUUUCUUCUUCUUCUUCGGCUUUUAUCGGCUUCCGUCUCCUCUUCCCCCUUCUCCUCUUCAACUUCUUUCUUAUCCUCCUCCUCCUCUUUUUCUUCAAUUAAUUUUUCUUCUUCCUCCGCUCGUUGAAAAUCUUCCUUCUUCAGAAUUUCAUUCUCCUCCUCCUCGGUUCUCGUUUUUCAGCCUCUUUCUUCUUCUUCUUCUUCUUCUUCUUCUUCUUCUUCUUCUUCUCUUAUUCAAUUUCUGCCGCUUCCUCCUCCUCCUCUUCCUCCUCCUCUUCCUCCUCCUUCAAGCUUCUUUCUUUCCUAUUUUUAUUCUUUAUCAUCUCCCCUUUCAUAUUCAACUUCUUUCCUCCCCUUACCCUCUUCUUCAACUUCUGUUCUGUUUCUUCCCCCUCCUCAUGUCUUUCAACUUCUUUUUUCUUCCAAUCUUCUUCUUCCUGCUCCUACUCCUCUUCCUUUUGUUGUUGUUCUUCCUCUUCCUCCUCUUCCGCCUUCUCCUCUCCUUCAUUUAA